GCACGUCAGAGCGGAAUGUAAGUAAUGUUCCCUUUUCAUUGGGAGAGAGAAAGCUGCAUUAUUCUGGGAUCUGCAGCUCCAGCCUCACGGAUAUAAGGCGUGAGCACCACAUCUGACGCCACCACACUCAUCCCCGGUGCUGCCAGACUUCCCCCAUCCUUCACCUGGCACAACAGACAUUGGACUCUGGGCCUGGAAUGGACCCCUCACACAGGGAGAGUGCGCAGUUGUGUUCAGGCUCCUCACAUGGCCGACCGUCUUCUGUGUGUCAGUGCCCAGGGCUCCCUGCGAGGAAGGGGUGCUGCGAGGGGCUCAAGAUAUCCCUGGCCGCCAUGUGCUUCGUCUACUUCGCUAAGGCCUUGUCCGGUAGUUACCUGAAGAGUACCAUCACCCAGAUCGAGAGACGCUUCGAGAUCCCCUCCUCCCUGGUCGGCAUUAUUGACGGGAGCUUUGAGAUGGGAAACCUUCUUGUCAUUAUGCUGGUGAGCUUCUUUGGAGCAAAACUUCACCGGCCGAGGCUGAUCGGGGCCGGCUGUCUGCUCAUGUCACUGGGAACAUUCUUAAUUGCGCUGCCACACUUUAUUAUGGGUCGAUAUAUAUACGAAGGGACUCCAACUCAUCCCUCCAAUUCUACCAUCACCGUCCCUCCAUGUCUGCGAGAUUAUAAGGACCAAAAAUUGUAUUCAGCAAUUUACAAAUCUCGCACGAAUACUGACCGUGGGUGUGACAAGGAUAUUGUGAGCGCCAUGUGGCUGUGCGUAUUAUUGGGGAAUCUGUUACGUGGAGUGGGGGAAGCACCGAUCCAACCCCUGGGGAUCUCGUAUAUCGAUGACUAUGCAGGGGAGGACAACGCGGCCUUCUACAUUGGCUGCAUCCAGACGGCGGCCGUGAUCGGGCCCAUAUUCGGGUUCCUCCUGGGAUCCCUCUGCGCGUCUUUAUUCGUAGACGUUGGGUUUGCGAAUUUAGACAGGAUGCCGAUCACUCCUCAGGACUCCCGCUGGGUUGGCGCCUGGUGGCUUGGAUACUUAGUAGCCGGUGCCAUUAGUGUACUUGCCACUAUACCGUUUUGGUUUUUACCUAAGGAGCAACCGCGGCUGGACCUUCGGAAGAAUUCUAGUACGCCCUCCGAACAGUCCAAAUUCAUUCUGGAAGAUCUGAAAGCCUCCAAAACUGAGGGGACACUACUGAGCAUGAGCAAAGAUUUCUUGCCCUCCCUGAAGGAUCUUCUGGGUAAUCCAGUGUUCCUCCUCUACCUGUGCGGCAGCAUCUUUCAGUACAAUUCUCUGGUUGGGAUGGUGACCUACAAACCGAAAUACAUCGAGCAGCAGUAUGGACAGACCUCCACCCGGACAAACUUCAUCAUCGGUCUAAUUAAUAUUCCGGCCGUGGCUCUUGGGAUCUUCUCCGGAGGGCUCGUCAUGAAGAAAUUCCACAUUAAUAUUCUGGGAGCAGCAAAACUGUUACUGAUAUCCUCCGUGAUCGGAUACAUGAUAUUAAUGUCGCUGUUUGCGCUGGGCUGUGAACUCUCCCCGGUGGCCGGCCUGACUGUCUCCUAUGAGGGAUCCACAGAGAUCUCCUCCCAGGAAAGCGCCAUCUCACAAUGUAAUUUUCAGUGUCUGUGUCCAAAGAACCAAUGGGAACCAGUCUGUGGAGACAACGGGGUCACCUAUUACUCUGCCUGCUACGCCGGCUGCCGAUUGUCCAACAGGACUGGCAACACUGCAGUGUAUUAUAACUGCAGUUGUGUGAUGCAGCCAUCAUCGGGUUCCCGAGGUGGCUCCGCCAUGGCUGGUUCAUGUUCCAAAGGAAGACAUUGCUCUAGAAUGUUCCUGUACUUUAUGGCGAUAUCUGUGGUUACAUCCUUCACGCUGUCUCUCGGAGGGACUCCUGGAUACAUCCUGCUACUGAGAUGUAUUAAACCUGAGCUGAAGUCUCUGGCUCUGGGGAUCUACACAAUGGCCAUCAGGGUUCUUGCAGGGGUGCCAGCCCCCAUGUACCUCGGGGCCCUAAUUGACAGCACCUGCCUGAAGUGGGGGAGCCGGAGCUGCAAUACGAGAGGUUUCUGCCGCCUCUACAACACCGAUCGCUUCCGGUUCAUCUAUUUGGGGGUGACAGUGUCGCUGGGUGCGGGCUUCAUCUUCUUCUGUUCCGCCAUACUCUUAAUGCUGCGGAAGCGAUGCCUGUCAGAGGAAAGCCACGCCCCUUGCGUAGGGUGUAAGGAUUCACCCACGCCCUCUAACCUUGGCGGUAAUGGUCAUCUACUCCAGAGCACAUACUGGGCACAGAAGGAGACUCGCCUGUAAUCCAGACAUGACAAAACCAAAACUC
This is a messenger RNA of Nanorana parkeri, 2328 nucleotides long. Its product is annotated as solute carrier organic anion transporter family member 1C1-like. The coding region runs from base 198 to 2303 and encodes 701 amino acids. NCBI's taxonomy places the organism in Eukaryota, Metazoa, Chordata, Amphibia, Anura, Dicroglossidae. The transcript has 15 exons. Gene Ontology annotation, molecular function: protein binding. Gene Ontology annotation, cellular component: membrane. The record is from RefSeq and is a predicted model, not a curated record. Gene Ontology annotation, biological process: transmembrane transport; sodium-independent organic anion transport.